Porites lobata is the source of this 31057-nucleotide messenger RNA. Lineage: Eukaryota; Metazoa; Cnidaria; Anthozoa; Scleractinia; Poritidae. The record is from the annotation of a GenBank genome assembly.
AUGAUGAAAGAGAGAUGCAGAAAAAGUACUGCAUCUAUUAACUGUUCAUUUUAUUCUUCUCCAGUGUAUUUGUUUUAAUUUAUUGUGAACUUCCAUAUUUUAAUUCUUCAUAGAACUAAUUACAUGUAGUAAAAAUUUGAACUACAAAACAGCAAAAUAAUGAGUAGUGUUGAAUAAUACUUGCAGGUCAUAUGAUUACAUUUAUUUUAUGUAAAGUAUUACAUGUUGUCUUUGUUGUCAGCGACUUUGAUGGCUAUUGAAAAUUCCAUGGCUCAUUGUUAUUUAUGUUUUACAGCCCAUUCAACCUCCAAGUCUGAUCAGGUUGUUAAGAGAGAAAUAUGUUCAAUAAUAACAAAAGGUAAGUUCUUAAUUUUUUGUAUCAGUAAUCUCAAACAAGACUUGCUAUGCAAUUGUCACAAAUUCAUGCAAAUAAUGUCCCUAGUCACUCAAGUCACCCUAGUAAUAGUCACCAUAGUCACCCAAGUUACCAAAGGCACCUCAGUCAUCCUAGUUACCCUAGUCACCCAAGUCACUCCUGUCAGCCAAGUCACCCUAGUCAUUCAAGUCACCCUAGUCUGCCAGGUCACCCAAGUCACCGUAGUCACCCAAGUCAGGGAUCUUGUUUACUGUGGGUAAUGUCGACCGAGAGAUAUCGGUCGAUAUAGCGGUCGAUAUAGCGGUCGACACUCGGUCGAUAGUCGGUCGACACUCGGUCGACACUCGGUCGAUACUUGGUCGACACUCGGUCGAUAGUCGGUCGACAGUCGGUCGAUAUAGCGGUUGAUAGUCGGUCGAUAGUCGGUCGAUAGUGGGUCGACACUCGGUCGAGACACGGCCAAUAGUUGUUCCAGAUGUGUCUCGGCCAAUAUAGCUUUUCGUUCACCGACACUUCGCCGACAUUUCGCCGACACUUUGCCGAUACUUGGUCGAUAGUUGGUCGAUACUUGACCGAUGUGUCGGUCAGUAAUUGGUCGACACUCGGUCGAUGGUCGGUCGACACUUAGCAUUUCCUACAUUUUCCUACAUUUUUGCGGGACCACAGGAGCAGCAGAUUCAACUUAGGUAAUAGUUGUUCCAGAUGUGUCUCGGCCAAUAUAGCUUUUCGUUCACCGACACUUCGCCGACAUUUCGCCGACACUUUGCCGAUACUUGGUCGAUAGUUGGUCGAUACUUGACCGAUGUGUCGGUCAGUAAUUGGUCGACACUCGGUCGAUGGUCGGUCGACACUUAGCAUUUCCUACAUUUUCCUACAUUUUUGCGGGACCACAGGAGCAGCAGAUUCAACUUAGGCUGAGACAGGUUCUGUUUAACAGCUAAAACUCAGACGAUCGGUGAUGACACAAACUGGAAAAAAAAGGUUAUCAUGUCCUUAGUUCCCAGUGCUCUUCGGUUCUCUUCAUAGCGUAAUCGCGCCUUGCUUUGCCACAUGUUCCCCAUCGCAUGAUAACAGUAAUUAAUGACGUCUUUGCUUAAAAAAAAAAUCCAUUGGACUCACCUGAUAAAUUAACACCCGACUAAUAUUGAGCGACAGUUGACCGAUAUACCACCGACAGUUGACGAUAUACCACCGACAGUUCACCGAUAUACCACCGACAGUUGACUGAUAUACCACCGACAGUUGACCGAUAUAUCACCGACAGUUGACCGAUAUAUCACCGACAUAUGACCGAUAGUAAGUCGAGGUGCGUCGACGGAAUAUCGACCGAUACUCGGCCGAUAGUCUAUCUCACUAUCGACCGACUAUCGACCCACUAUCGACCGACCAUCGACCGACUAUCGACCGACUAUCGACCGACUAUCGACCAACUAUCGACCGACUAUCGACCGACUAUCGACCAACUAUCGACCGACUGUCGACCGACUAUCGACCGACUGUCGACCGCUAUAUCGACCGCUAUGUCGACCGAUAUCUCAGUCGACAUUACCCACAGUAAACAAGAUCCCAAGUCAGACCACCCAAGUCAGACUAGUCACCCAAGUCGCCCUAGUCAACCAAGUCAACAUAGUCAUUCUAGUCACCCAAGUCACCAGUCACCCAAGUCACCCUAGUCACUCUAGUCACCCCCUCCACCCUACUCACCCUUGUCACCCUCGGCACUAUAGUCACCCAAGUUACCAAGGGCAUAGUCACCCAAGUCACUGUUGUCACCCAAGUCAUUCUAGUCACCCAAGUCACCUAAGGCACCUCAGUCACCCUAGUCACCCAAGUCACCCAAGCCACUCUAGAAACCCUAGUCACCCAAGUCAUCCUAGUCACCUAAGUAGGCCAAGUCAGCCUACUCACCAAAGUCACUCUUGUAACCUUAGUCACCCUGGUUACCCAAGGCACCCUUUUCACACCCUAUUCACCCAAGUCACCCUAAUCACCCAUGUCACUCUAGUCACACAAGUCACCCUAGUCAUCCAAGUCAGCCUAGUUACCCAAGUCAUCGAAGUCAGCUAAUCACCCCACUCUCUUAAGUUACCCAAGUGAACUCAGUCACCCUAGUCACCUGAGUCACCCUAAUCACGCAAGUCACCCUUUUCACCCUAGUCACCUAAGUCACCCAAGUCACCCUUGUCACCCUAUUCACCCAAUUCACCCAAGUCACCCUUGUCACCCUAGUUACCCAAGUCACCCAAGUCAGCUUAUCAACCUACUCUCUUAAGUUACCCAAGUCAACUCAGUCACCCAAGACACCUCAAUCGCCCCAGUCACCUGAGUCACACUAAUCACCCAAGUCACCCAGUCACCCUUGUCAUGCAAGUCAUUCUAGUCACUUGAGUCACCCUAGUCACCCAAGUCACCCUUAUCACCAACGUCAGCCAAGUCUCCUUAGUCACCCAAGUCACCCUAAUUACCCAAGUCACCCUAAUUACCCAAGUCACCCCAGUCACCUAAGUCACCCUUAUCACCAAAGUCACCCAGGUCACUCUAGUCACCCUUGUCACCCAAGUCACCUUAGUCUCCCAGGUCACCCUAGUCACCAUAGUCACCCCAGUCACUCAAGUCACCCAUUUCACCCUAGUGACGCAAGUCACCCUACUCACCAAAGUCACUCUUGUAACCCUUGUCACCCAAGUUACCCAAGUCACUUAUGGCACCUCAGUCACCCUAGUCACCCUACUCACCCUAGUCACCUUAGUUACCCAAGUCACCCAAGUCAGCUAGUCACCCUACUCUCUUAAGUUACCCAAGUCAACUCAUUCACCCUAGGCACCUCAAUGAUCCUAGUCACCCUUGUCACCCAAGUCACCCUAGUCACCCAAGCCACCCUUGUCACUCUCGUCACCCAAGUCACCCAAGUCACUCUUAGACUAGUAACCGAAGUCACCCUUGUCACCCAAGUUACCCAAAACACCUCAGUCACCCUGGUCACUUAAGUUACCCAAGUCAUCUCAGCCACCCUAGUCUCCUUACUCAUCCAAGUCACCCUUGCUAUCUUAGUCAUCCUAGUCACCCUACUCACCCAAGUUAUCCAAGUCACCUCAGUCACUCUUGUAAGUUUGGUCACCCUAGUCACCCAAGUCACCUAGUCACCUUUGUCUCAGUAGUCAUCUUAGUCACCCAAGUCACCCUAGUUAGCUUAGUCACCCUAGUCACUUAAGUUACCCCAGUCACCUUACUCACCCUACUCACCUAAGUUAUCCUAGUCACCCUUGUCACCAUGGUCACACCAGUCACUAUGUUCUCCCUAGUUACCUUAUAUGCAUAUGAAAAUUCAUAUCCAUUUAUGUUAAUGCAUGCAAUUUUUUGCCAAGUACUUCCUUCUUUUGUAAGUUGAAAUCUUUUUUUUUAUUUGCAGGAACAAAGACAUACAGUUUUCUAGAUGGAGACUGUACAGAAAGUGAGGCUGCAUACCUUUUGGCCAUUUCUGAAAAGGUAAUAUUGACUGCCACUUAGCUGUGAUGGGCUGUUAUUACAAUUUAGGAUUAGGAGUCGGGUGAGCUCUGAAACUGUGAAGUUAAGAGUGCACAGUACAGCAUUAAUAUGUUUUGUACAAAGCUGAUUUAGUUUGUCAGAUCCUGUUGUCCAUAAAUUGUUCCUAUUCUCUCACUCAACUUAAGGUUUGUCAUCCCUCAUAGUAAGUCACUAGAAGCCAUCAGGCAAUGCUUUAGCACAACCUGGUGCAGUAUUUUCUGAUGGCAUGCAACAGUUUAUUAAUUUCAAUUAUUGUAUUAGGGAUCUGAUGAUGUCUCAGGAGGAGAGAGUCUUUAUGGUGUCUGCUUUGUGGAUACAUCCAUUGGAAAGUUUCAUGUAAGUACAAAAAAAUGCACUUUAUUUGUCAAUGAGUGUCAAUAUAUAUUAAGUGUGAAAGUACUAAUUGGGAACACUUUUUUAAUGUCUCCAACUGGAGACUGGGCCGCCGUUUUAUGUAGUCAUCCGAGCCAUGCAAAGGUCUACCUGGUUGCAGGGCAAGGGUAUUGCCAUCAUGUAUCAGUUAUUUUAAGACCCUGAGUAUUGUCCAGCCCCGGGAAAAGAACCCGCGACCCCUCGCCCCAGCUCUGCAGUCAAACAGACUACUGACUGAGCUAAUCCAGCCAGUUACGUCAAUUGUUUUUUUGCAACAGGGCUUGCAAACUUGUUGUCUGUUGGUGUAGAGGGGUUUUACAUAACCUGUUAAUAUGAUAGUAGACCACUAUGCAGUGAAUUUUUUUUCUUUAAAGAUUGGCCAAUUUCAAGAUGAUCGUCAGUCUUCUCGCCUUAGGACUCUGGUUGCUCAUUACACCCCAGUUCAGGUUUGACUUGAUUUGUUGAUUUAGUGGGUUUUUACAUGACACCAGGGCGACUUUCGUGCCGGUGCGAGUUGACUCCAGUUCCCUCUCAUGGCUCUACAUUUGUUUACAUGAUACCACCACAAAAUAUCAUGCCGGCAUGAGUCACCCCAGCGUGAGUUCACCCCGGUUGUUGUACCAGGGCGAGAAUUUCACUCCAGUACAAAAUCUCACAACAGUAUCUUGUAAACGCGAAACGACCACAUGUUUCGGUGUGAAAUCGGUCUGCCGGUAGACUGAAAUGGGUAGCGCAUGCGUAAUGUUUGCAAUUUUGAAUCUUACGUGUACUUCAUCAACUUGAAGUGUACCUGCAAGUAUCGAGAUAUGAAAUAACCCAGUCAUGAUGUAAAUGCGAUAUGAAACAAAAAUACCCUGUUUUCAUUCCUUAUUAAAAAUUAUCAUGCAGUAACAGGGGCAUUAUUUUGUAGGUUUUGUGUCCUCGUGGUGGUUUAACAUUAAAAACUCAGCAUGUUCUUAACCAUGAGCUGAUGUCUUCCAUGAAGGAGUAUUUGACACCAGGUACUAUAAUUAUGCUAGGUCAUUAUUGUCAGUCUGAAAAGAUUAGUUAGUAAAGCUGUCUUGUUAAUAUGCCACAUUUGAAAAUUUCCAUAAUGUCUUCUCUAGAAUGAGAUUGUGCUAACCAGUUAAUUUGUAAAACGACCUUGGAUUCCGUUUUUCAAUGAUUUCAGCCACUCAGUUUGGUUGAAAUGUCAACCGUCUCCACCCCAUAACCUGUGGGAAGUGCUGGGAGAGAGAUCCCCAUGGGUAAGGGGGGAAGGAUUGGGUGGGGAGACGGAUAACAUUUCAGACUACCACUCAGUGCUAAGGGCUGGGUAGAAGGGGUUGGGGUUAGUGACUCAACAGUUUUAUUUAGGAUAUGAUGGUAGACCAUCGUUCCUUUUCUAAACCCCCUAUGUACACCAGGACUUGAAUUUUAUACCCUGCUUGUUGGGAGCGAUGGAAACAACCCCAUACUGAGGUGCUUAAAAUCCAUCCUCUGCAUCUGAUAUGUUUGCUUAUUCUUUCAACAUCUUUAGGACAGACACCCCGUGGACACGGGAUCAUUGUCAAUUCUGGGAAUCUGCCCAUCUACCCCUCCCCUAAGCCAACAUUUUGCCCCAAGUGAGAAGUAAGUGUUAAUGUGAGCUUAGGGAAGGGGUAGGUGGGCAGUUUCCCAGAAACGUAUAAUGAUCCUGGACAAGCACCAAGUUACUGUCUUACAGAGGUGUCUGCCUUAUGGAGAGUCUGAAAAAGGCUGAAGAGUGCAGGGUUCGUUCAAAGUAUUGAAUUGUUUUUGAAAAAGUCUUUUUCAAGAAAUUUGCCCAGCCUUUUUGCAGACCUGGAAAAAGUAUGGAAAAUCGAGAUAAGGUCUUGAAAAAUGGUAAAAAGUCUUGAGGUUUUUUUUGCAACAAGUGCUCUAUUAAGUGACAUUUUUUUCGUUUUGGUCAAAUCUUACUCAAUCUUUCCCAUACGUUUGCAGCGUAUCAUGUAAAAACGCUUUCUUCCUGCAUUUUUGUAAGGUCGCCAUUUAUCACCUAUUUUAUAACGGUGAGUCUGGAAAAAGAAACUAUUGUUUGGAAAGAGUUUGGAAAAAGUCUUGAAUUUUGGAUUUAAAAAUCUGUAUUAACACUGAGAGUGGUAGGGGCCAACAUCAGGUGUCCAUCUGAUAAAGGGAGCUAUUAAGAGAGAGUUGCAGUGUACAGCAAAGUAGUUCUACAUCAGUGCAAGGAUUCAUCUUGCAUAACCAGUACUUGACCUUAUUUAUCUUAAGCUGUUGUUGUUUUGUGACUGCUAUCUUUUGCAGGAUCACAAUUCUGGGAAGCAGGAAAGACACUGAAGGUCUUAGCAGAGGAAGAGUAUUUCAAGGAAGACAAAAAUAGCACGGAGAAUUCAGUAAAGGUAAAUUUCUACUUCAGCAUAAAAUAUCAGUUGUAGUGAAUGUUAAGAGGAGUGGAGGGAGGAUGAACUGCAUAACAAGACAUGCCAUGUUCAUGCAGCUGUAUACAUUUGACCCUCCCUUGCAAUCAAGCCUUCAUGCCCCUCUAAGUUUUCCUCUUGUCCACUGUACUGUUUUAAUUGUGUUUUGGUAUGAUUUUUGUCUAUCCUUUUUCACGUUAUUGGAAAUGCUUUGCCCUUUUCUCAAACCUUGUAGAGACAACUGUUUUGUGGGAGUACCUUCAGGAUGCUAUUCACAUUUAAGCUCCCACUUCCCUGUAGCAAGUUUCUUUAGGUUAUUACUUUCUUGUACAAAUUUUAACUUACACCAUCCAUCACUCCUGAUAAGUGAAAAUAAUAUUGUUUUCUGUUACAGAGUUGGCCAGAUGCAUUGAAAAGAUGUACUGAUGGAGGUAGUACACGCCUUGGUUUACUGUAACUACGUGUAUAAAAAAUUCUUUUUGAGAUAUUAAUGGCCCUCAACUGCUUUUAGGAGAGGCAAUUCUGUGAUUUACUACCAGGCUAGUGUUACUUACAAUGUAGAGAGGCUGACAUUUGACAUUUCAAGAACUGAUAAACCUGUGGUCAAACUAACUGGUAACACUUUCAUGAUCGAAUUGGAAUUUGGUUGAGUUAGUUCUCAAGGAAAGGGGAAAACCAGAAUUCCUGGAGAGAAAUUUCUCAUGACAGAGAAGAGAACUAUAAGUCAAACUCUACUCAUACAUGAUGUAGACUACGGGACUUGAAGUCGGGUCACAAGUGGUGUUGCUAUUGCUCCACCCCUAAUUGCCAUGAAAACAUUUUUUUAAGAAUAUAUACCUACAUGUAUAUAACUCUGUCAACUUUUCAGUGUGAGAUGAUUUCCCCAUAUUAGUUGAAAAUACAAAGUUUUAGUACAGUACAUGUAGUGUCUGUCUGCAGUAAAAUGGGACAAAUUACAGUCAGGGCAGGGCAAGCAUACCCACCAAGAUUGCAUUUAUGAAUUUAUUAUUAAAAGGUUGAAUUAAUUGGUAGUUGUAGAUUUCAGUUUCAUCUCUACACUCCUGCAUACGUAAUGAGUGGUGAAAUCACAUGCGAGGUAGUCAUGAAAUUUCUGCCAGCUCAGUUUUCUUGAAUUUGAGGUAAAUGUCUUUGAAACAGUUUUAUCCAUUCUGACUGAAUACAGAGGAACUAUAUAUCGUGAAAAGGUCACUGCUCAUUACAGAUGCAGGAAUGCAGAUUGGAAUUUAAGACUGGUUGCGGCAACAACUAACAGAUGCAUUUUUUAAAUAAUCAAUUCAUUAAUGCAAUCUUGGGGGGUACACUUGAUCUGCCUUUACUGUAGGGUGGCAAAACUUGCCUGUUAAGUGCAUCUUUCCCCAAUUUUUCCACGUUUUGAAGUUAGAGAUUCUUUUUCCAAAAAGUGGCUUACUUUUGGCAUCCUAUUCUACUUUAUUCGAUUAGUAAAAUAAUGUUUUGAACCCAGGAUUUCAUAUCAUAAAGCAGUAGUUUUAAACUAAAUUCUGGCCAGUCCCCAGUGUUUUGACUAGUAAGCAAAAUUUACACCAAGUGUAGUUUUGGUAAGCUGGUUUUCGUAGUUCCCUCUACUCCCACAUGUAAUACAUUGUUUUUUUGUUUUGUAGACCCCUUGGGCUUGAUGCCAGGUGAUGGAAGUGAGCUUGCCCUCAGUGCGCUUGGUGCUGUAGUGUGGUAAGAAGUAUCAGUCUUGUAUAUAUUGCGGUUAAUUUUUUAUUUCAGUUAAUUUUUGUUUUCCUUUGUUUAAAAUUCAUUAGCACAUAUUACCAUACCCAAGAACAGUGGAAAAAGAUAACUGCAACAUAUUCACCAAGUAACCCAGGGUUAUCAAUAAGUACAUGUACCAGCCAAAGACAGGAUUUCAUUUCCCAUGAUCACAAUUUUGACUUUUUGUUUCUAAUCUGCUAUAAUGCUCAACCAGUACAGUAGAGGUUUGCAGUGAUUAGUAUGUUCUUGUACUAGAAGGUAUUGUUUAAGACAGCAGAACAGUCAUUUGAUUUGGAGGUACUCUGUUGUUUCCCUGUAUUUACAACAUUUUACAGUAGAGGUGCAAGCUCCCAUAAGCAGCUACCUAUCUCUUAUUAUAAUAAAUUAUUGAUUGUGAGGGGACCUUUAGGGUCAUUUCAGGUUCGGACGCCUUUUCUGUUUGCUAGGCCUUAUGGAAACUUCACACUUACGACAGCAUUACCUGUUUUAGCAAUUUAGUUUCAUGUGCUUUUCCUCUUUGAAACUUUUAAAAUAGGUAUCUGAAGAAAUGCUUAAUUGAUCAAGAAGUCUUGUCAAUGGGAAAUUUUGAGGUACAUAUUGUCACUGUCCGUUAACUAAGAGAUGUGUAAGUCCAUGAAGACAAAGUCAAUCGUACCUUAGAUUACUUGCAUUUUUCUAACACAUAACACCAAUAACAUCCAAUCAGGUUGAUAACCAGGGCCGAGUUGUUCAAAGCUGGAUUAAGAUAACCCAGGGUUAGUGCGAGAUUUGAAUUAAGAUUUGAAAACUUAAAAAGCAAUUCAGUUUUAAUUCUUUUUGUCCACAAUUUGAUGAUUGGAACCUCUGAAAAUAAGAGAGAAAAUUAUCCGAGAAAAUGCUUUUGAACACAAGAAAAAGAAACCAGCGUUAAAUGUAACCCCGUGUUAAGCGCUAACCGGCCUUCGAACAACUGGGCCCAGAGUUUAAUACCAUGAACUGAUGUGGUACAACUCACUUUGAUUCUGAAGAUGACUGCUGCACAGGUUGUCGAAACGUCAGUCACGUACUGUCAACAACAACAGUCCUAUUCAGGACUACGUUCACCCGGCCAAUCAUAAUCAACCUACUUAUGAAAUGACUCCGUGGUUCAAACCUUUCACCAACCUUUCACCGUCUUGCAUACUGUUAGAUGAGACCAGUUGAUCCUUGUAUUGUCAAAUCAGUUUUCUUCAUGUCCUUUAGCUUAACUUACCGUCCCUUUUAAAGUUCUGCUUCUCAAGCCUGUGAGCUUUACCGAGACUAUUAAGUAUUUUUUCUUGCUUACUCAGCAUUGUAACUUGAAGUCUGAAAAUAGAAAUAAUAAUAUUGCUUUUCAAUUUUGAUUCCAUUCAGGAAUACACUCCUCUGGAUAGUUCUCCAAGCUGUGGUCAGACGGCAACUUUUGCAAAAGGAAGACAACACAUGGUAUAGUAGAGAUGUUUCAUUUCAUAGCCAUUAUUAUGACAUGACUACAAUCAUGCACAAAAGUCUUUGAUAAUUUCUCGACUUGAAUCUCACGUUUGCCGUUUGCCGUUUGCCAUAAACGCGAUGCUUAAUCUGGCUAUUAAUAGAAGAACUCUCGAUUGGAUGGUCAAAAUGUGGCCGCGGCCGCUUUUGGGUGGUGGCCGUUCAAUAAAGGUUUUAUUUACAAUCCUUUUGUACAAUUAUUUUAGGACUUUGAUUACUGGCCGCUUAAAUAGGGGGUGGCCGCUUAAUGGAGAUUCAACUGUAACACACAAAAGCCAGAGAAACUGGCAUCUGAAAGACUGGGGUCUUACACCAUCAGUGCGACCUUCUUCUCGUCCUUAACUGUAAUGUACGAUUUAAUAUGGCUCGGGCCAAGCUAAAAAACUCAACAGUUUAUUUAGCCUCUAAGCACUAACAUUUUUUUGUUCUUAUUUUGAUUCUAAGUUAAACGUAUUGUUGAAUCAUUAUUAUGUCGUUGAACAAAUCAAUAAAGAGAAUUGGGUUGUAUCUACAGAUUCUUGACAACGUAACAUUGAUCAACCUUGAUGUCAUUCCCAGUGGACCCGAUGCAACUUCCGAAGGCACUUUGUUGGACAGGCUAGAUCACUGUUCUACUGCGUUUGGUAUUAACUGUUCCAUUACAUUUCAUACUUCAACUUGAGCUUGUCACCUUGUUAUAGUGGUGAGGCCAGAUUUGAGCAUGUGUUAAUGUCCCAGGAGGUUUGUUUACUUAGAAAGAGAGCCCAGUUUUGGUUUCAAUAAUGAAGAGUUGCAAGACGCUGAGGGUUCAAGGAAUCAUGAUUCUACUGUAAUUCCUGUUCUGUUCUUGCUUCUGUAGUGUUAUGUGUUCUAAUUUGUUUUUGCUGUUUGUUCCUUCACCAGGUAAACGUUUGUUCAAGCAGUGGCUAUGUGCACCUCUGUGUAACCCAGCUGCAAUAAAUGACAGGUACAGUGUACAGCAAACAGCAAUACAACGUCAGCUUAUUACUUCGGCGGAGCAGGAAGUAAAGGUUUCGCGACGCUCAGGAAUGUAUCAAAGUUAGAAUUUUUUGACAAGAUUGGGCAUGCAAAGUCUGUAGGUUUUCGGUUUUAUUCGGCUAUUUGACGAAGUGAGAGCCGAAUUAAUUCGAGAUAUCUCGAGAUCACUUCGAUUUCUUUAAUUUAUUCUUUAACUUUUUCGAGGAAGAAAGAAUUAUUAUUUUGGCUUUCCCGGGGUUUGAACCGACUCACCUGUGUGACCCGUCAGAUCAGAGGAGACUCUAAUUUGAGGGAUUAGCCGAUUGCGCUACUGCGACCCAAGGUAGUUUGGCAUAUGAAAAAUAGUUAUGAAAUCAUGCACUAGUUUCGGGACAAGAUUGGGCGUGCAAGUUCGUGACUUUUCGGCUUGUUUCAACUAUUUCACGAAAUGAGACCGGACUACUUCGUGAUAUCUUGAGAUCACUUCGAGUUUAGUCUUUAAUUACUCGAGGAAUAAAUAGAGGAUAUUUCGUGGCCGCGCAGAGACACGAAAUUUCUCUUCGAGGGUUGAAAAACAUUUCACGAGUGAGCCCUCCUUUCGAACUGUUUGAUGAUGAAUUUAAAGUUACAAAAUGCUGCAAAAAGACAUUUUGUCUUUGUUGAGUAUUACGUGGUCAAAUUGCUUUCAUGCGUUGCGCGACUUUCUCGAACGUUCUCUACGUUUUUGGAUUAGCCAUGAAUAAUUAAUUAGGGCAUGUUUACAUUUCUGCAUGAGUCAGCAGAUUUGCAUCAGUUACUGAAAUCUUAAAAUAUGUCGAAAAGCUACUACUACUCGCCUGCUGUUUAGUAUUCUCUAGAACCUUAUGUCAAACGGUAUACAAGUUCCAGGCGAGUUCUUUUGAAGAACUAAGUGUUUUUCCCACGAGCUGGGCUGCUGUGUUUAGUAAAGUGUGACGAAGGUCGAUUUUCAGGUAUUGUGUUUACAAGUUCGCGGAAGCCGUAAGAUAUCUGAAGUUCAAGUGAGAGUUUGUUAAUAUUGGUAGAGGCUGUUUAGUUUUAUUCAAAGUUCAAGUCAAGUUUGUGUUGGUGGAUGCUGUGUUUUAAAGCUCUGUAAAGGCUAUGUUCCUUUGGUGUUAAACUUCCUUGUGUUAAUCCGACAUCCCUGCAUGCUGAUAGUCAGUGAAUAAUUAUCCUCAAAACAUUCGAACUCGUGACUUUGAGUUUUAGCCAAUUCCAUGCUCAACGUAAUUGUCUGCUUACCCAUGCCUUACAUAUCUUUAAUCAGUACAUGAGACUGCUAUGCUGUUUUUGAAGCCUGAUGUGACUAAGAAAAAUAGAGAAUUGUUUUUUUAGAAGGAUUUGUAUGGAGUCAUCAGAGCACAACUGGGCUAAUUAAUAUCUCGGAGACAAUUUGUCCCUAGCUAGUUUUUGGCAAGUAGGCCUCUUGGAUGUUGCUCUUUUCAGAAUAUCCUGACAAAUCCCAUAAUUUCACAAAUUAACACCUUACUCUAACCAUAUUUGAUUUCUUACUAUUCCUCCGCAUUUACAAUUAAUUGGUUCCACAACCACGACGCCGAAGUGUACGCUCCGUAGCGUCUUGUUUGUUAUUUGUUUGUACACGUAGUUUGACAGCAGAAACUUAACAGAGCCCAAUACUUUCAAAACAAAGAUCAACACAUCAUGAAUGAUUGAAGCCUGUGCCACAGACGAAACUUAACUGUUGGUUAAGUCCGUCUGCGUAACAGCGCUGAAUCCUAGUUCUGGGCCCCCACUUGUAUAGUCAGGAUUUGAGUAUGCGCCAUGAUUGGUCAGUUAAAAAAGCCUUUGCCAAUAGACCAUUUUACAGUUGUGGACUUAGUACCCUAGCCUUCGAGUGAAUGUGAGGCUGACGGUGACCUUGUUUUGAUACAAACCUCCUUUGCUUUGUUAUUGAAAUUGCCCUUGAAAAAUACUAGUUAGCAUAAGAAUAACUUCAUUUACAUAAUAAAGCAGGAAGGUUUGUAUCAAAACAAGGUCACCGUCAGCCUUGCUUCCAUCCAUAGCUGUAAAUUGGCCUAUUUGUCAAUCAGGUUGAACUGAAAUUCGAAACACUUUUCCGGUAAUUCUUUAAGUCCGUUUGGGGCCCAGAAGGAUAUUGCGCUGCUUCGCAGACGUUACUAAUCAGGGCUGGAUUACGUCUGCGACGCAGGCUGCACAUCAUGUUGACCAUUCAUCAUUGCACUCUUGCACUGUAAACCCAAAGUAGCAGAUAUACCUUAAAAUUCCGAAAAUAAGCCCCGGGGCUUAUAUUUUUCAAAGGCCCUUUUUGAGGGGCUUAUUUUUGGAGGGGCUUAUCUAUGGAGGGAAAUUUGCGAUUACAAAUCGAUUGGGCUAGCCUUAUAGUUGGAAGUAAAUUUCCGUUUUUGUGUUGUUUUACUUUGUAUUUGAGGGUAAUUUUCCAAGUACAAGCCCCCGGGGCGCUUAUAUUUGGAGGGGCGAUUUAACGGAGGGUUUUUUGCGUCACCGGUUUGGGGGGCUUAUAUUUGGGGGGGCUUAUACAUGGAGGGGCUUAUUUUAGGAAUUUUACGGUAACAUAAGGGCCCUUCACUAAUGAAAGUGUCUAAAAAUCAAUAUGCAUAUUUUAGGUUUUUGUUAAAGUUCUUUGCCAUCACUGCAUAUUUACAAUGUUAGAUUUCCUUAGGAGAUGUUUUGUAGCAGAUGUGAAUACAAGACAACAAAGUUUUCUUUCUUUUCUUAACAUGUAUGCAUUCCCCAGACUUCAGCUACAGGGAAAUAGGCCAUUUUACAGUUAUGGAUGGAAGCGAGGGUGAGGGUGACCUUGUUUUGAUACAAACCUUCUUUGCUUUGUUAUGGAAAUUGUUCUUGAAAAAUACUAGUAAGCAUAAGAAUAACUUGAUUUACAUAAUAAAGCAGGAAGGUUUGUAUCAAAACAAGGUCACCCUCAGCCUCGCUUCCAUCCAUAACUGUAAAAUGGCCUAUUCCCCGACACUUGACAGUUUCGAGUUGGAAUAGUGGUCGCAAAAUUUGAAGAAGUCCAAAUUCAUCUGAUCAGUUAUGUUUUUGCUGUCAUCGCCACCGUCCGUGUUAAAGCUCUCUAAUGUCCACUUUACAGGUUAAAUUCAGUUGAAGAUUUAAUGGCCAAUCCAGGACUGGUUGCAGAGACCAAAGAAGUUCUCAAAACGUUACCCGACUUAGAGAGAUUGCUGAAAAAGUAGGAGAAAUUUGUUUAAUUUCUUUCCUUAAGUUAGAAAAAAAGCAGUGGUAUCCGGAGAAGCUACAGAUCGUAGCGCGACGUUUGUUCUCAUCCUUCACUUAGUUUUGUUGUUGUUGUUGAUGAUGAUGUUUUUUUAACGAGAUGGGCAACUUAAUAGGUCUUCUGUUGUGUUAAGAAGAAAUCAUACAUUUUCGACCAAUAAAAGACAGGAGAUACGGAUGGAAGCUGAGUCUGUUGUUUGUUUUCUAACAGGAUCCAUACGCUGAGUUUGCCUCGAGACAAGAAUCAUCCAGCUCACCGGGCAAUACUUUACAAUGAAGACACAUACAGGUAAGGAUCAAUUACCUUAAGUUUUAGACUACAGUUCAACCUUUUUGGGGGUUCGCGUCACGUAAGCGACCAUCUCCCGAAAAAACCACAAUUUCUGAACCAUCAUCUCUUGUAAGCAAGCGCUUUUCGUCGUGAUUGUUUUACAGCUUUCUACUCUUUGUAACAUCUCGUUACAUGUGUAGCUUUUUUAAAAAAUUUUAACAAACUUUAUUACAAACGAAAACCGGUAAUCCACCACGUACAUGCAUUCCAAACUACCUACUUUUAAGAAGUCAAAAUAGAAAAACGAAAAAACAAAAACGAAAGAAUACAUAUAUGUAUACCGUAUAUCUACUAUAAUUCCUGUUUACAAUUUCAAAAACUAAGUUAUUGAUUUAAAAAAAAAGGCAGCAAAGAUUUUCACUUCUUUUCAUUGAUUACCAGGGCUCGAAGUUAUCUUUUUAGUGCACUUGCAAAGUUUUGCUAGUAAGAUUUUUUUCCGCUAGCAAACUGGUGAGACCACAAGAAAAUUAUUUCCCUUUGUUUGGGAGACAUGGAUAAUUCUAACUCGCAAUCGUUUGCUAGUGGAUAUUUUUCUUAAUCGCAGAUUAUCAAAAUCACUCGCAUUUUGCGAGUUUGCGAGCGUUAAUUUCGAACCCUGGAUUACACGAGUCAUUUCUAUUCUUUCUGCUGUACGUACUUCAUUACUCUGAGUAUACUAACUACGCCUAUCGUGACUCAUAAAUACCGGGAUGAGCCCUAGUAACAGUAAAAUACACCAGGUCACUUUAGAGAGGUGCUCAUAAAAUCCAUUCGAUCCCAUGAAUGCUUUUUAAAGGAAAGUCUCUUAGCCUAAAAACGAGCAAUACUUGCCCCCUAACGUUUAAAUGCACUGUUACUCAUGUUAUCACCUUACUAUUUUCUCACUGCAGCAAACGCAAAAUUAAUGACUUUCUCACUGUGCUGGAAGGUUUCAAUAAGGCGACAGAAAUAGUGACAUUGUUUAAAGACCAUGUCACUAACUUCAGGUAUGUGUAAAGAAGGGCGUCAAUUCGUUGUCUAGCAAUUUCCUGUAGACAGGAUUCUCUUUAACCGGGGGUAGCAGAGCUAGGUUAGGGAGAAGUGGGGCUUAUAUUUCCAUUUGUAAAUAGGUUUUCCGGUCAGUUCAUCACACUUCUACGAAAUCAUAGUUCAAAAUUGAAAUGAAUAAACAACCCUUUUUGAAAAGAGACCUAUAGGACUAAAAGAUACACAAUUUUUUAUUUCUGAAUUUGUAAAGGAUGAUGAUUUGUUACCUGCUAAAAUUGCUUGCAUUUUCUUUGUUUCAGAUCCAAACUUCUUUCUCAGGUUGUCACAGAAAAAAGUGGUGAUGAUGAAAGUAAAUCCACCGGACAGUUUCCUAGACUGCAUGAUCUUUUGCACAAAUUCAAGGUGCUUUGGGUGUACUUCUUUUAGAUUUUACGGAUGCUGUAUUUUCUCGAAUGCUAGUUCUUAAAUACUUGUAAAUAGUACCCUCAGGCAUUUUUGGGAGGUAUGAUGUGACUGAAGUGUAACAGAAAGUUAUACGCAGGCUGUCAAGAACAAUGAAUAAAUGAUUUUUUUGCUUAGUAUCUACCAACAAGACCGCAAGUUACUGUUUUGUAGGCUCAAACAAACGCUGGGUCUUCCAGGCAAAGUCGCUUGAAAUGAAAGUUGGGCAUUGAAAUUGCUGAAGACUUAAUCAGUUGUUUACAAAUGAAUCAAGCACUGUUAUUUGUUUUUUUCAGCACGCUUUUGACCACAACAAAGCUAGGAAUGAAGGUGUCAUUUUACCAAAGCCAGGUAACGUUGGAGAAGAUUCUGAAGGCAUUUGUCCUGAAACCAACCCCUCCAGGAAAAUCGUGGUCUGUUUGUUGUUUUAGGAAAAACCUUGUAAGAAUUCAGAUACCGUAAAAUUCCGAAAAUAAGUCUCGGGGCUUAUAUUUUUCAAAGGCCCUUUUUUGAGGGGCUUAUAUUCGGAGGGGCUUAUCUAUGGAGGGAAAUUUGCGUCUCAAAAUCGAUUGCGUUAGCCUUAUAGUUGGAAGUAAAUGUACCGUUUUUGCUUUGUUUUACCUUGUAUUUGAGGGCAAUUUUCCAAUUACAAGCCCCGGGGGGGGGCUUAUUUUUGGAGGGGCGAUUUAACGGAGAGUUUUUACUUUACCGCUUUGGGGGGCUUAUAUUUGGUGGGGCUUAUACAUGGAAGGUACAAGCUCUCACUGGACCAUUUUCAGGGAGUUGACUCGCCCAAAAGGCUCUUCUCUCACCCCCUGUUGUUCGUCAAUUGCUGAGACAAAUGUUGGCAAAAAAUGGUGACAGUACGCUGCUGUGACGUCAUCAGGUGCAUAAAUGAUACUAAAAUGUCAACUCAUAUGGGAAAAUUUUAACUUUCAAGAGGUUAAGGUAGGGUUUAAGUUCAUACAUCACAGACAGGUUUGGGAUUCUGCUUCAGUGUACCGCAGGGAAACUUGCCUGUACAUCAGACGGGUAAACAAACCUUUUCUUGUCUGAUGUCCUCGUUGAUUCAAAUGACGUUUUUGCAUUGUUUAUCCGCAGGGGUCGAUCCUGAUUAUGACGGGGCUCUGGCAGACAUUAAAGCGACAAAUGUCUGGUUUGAUCAGUAUCUUAAGAAGCAGUGUUCAGUGCUUGGAUGCAGGGUGAGUGCUUAGAAGUGAUUUCGUGACGCCCUGAGUUCACCGUCUUCUUCCCUGACACGUGGCACGUUCUCGUCCAAUCAGUUAGGAGGUUUAGCAAAAGAUUAUAUAAGCUCACUGUUCACUAGGUCUUAAGUCAAAUCGUUUUAUGGGUCAGUUAGUUUGAGCACUGCACCGGUAAUGUAGGAGUCGUGGGUUUCAAUUCCUUUUAAGGAACGGAAUCCUUUUUAAUGAACUGCGAAAUCCCAUGUGGACAAGAAUUCAUAGAUACUUUUUGAUUCACCAUGAUUCUAGUGAUCUUGGAUCAUAAAUCCUGAUCUCAAAGGCUUGCAACGUACUUGCGUAAUGUUUGUUUGUUUGUUUUUUUGUUUCUUUUCUAGGUCACGUAUUGGGGAUCAGGUAAGGCAGCAAGAAAUCCUUCUCCAAGAAAUUUAAUUUUAUUAUUAGAUUAUUGUUAUUUCUGCACGAAAGACAAAGUCAUUCGGAUCUAAGAUCUCGGAUGAUAGAAUAACACGUGAGUUUCCCUCGGCUAUGUUCACACUUAAUUCUCCACCCACAGUGAACCCUUAACCAGUUGCAAGUACUCAGCUGAUUAGCUAUAAGAGAUACAGAAGUAGUUUUUUCGGGGAUGACAAACGCGAAGAGUACGUGCUUUAUUACAGGGCGUAAUCAUACAUUACCACAAAGAUAAAAUUGAACCAAAAAACAUGUCCACACGAUAACAAACAAACAAAUACAAAUAACGCAUUUUUCUCUCCAUUCCAGCUAAGAACCGUUAUCAGCUUGAAGUUCCCGAUUCAAUCCGCAAGAUUCCUGAUGAGUAUACUCUGCAGUCGCAGAAGAAAGGAUUCAAGCGAUACUGGACUGCAGAAAUCGAAGCGAAACUGGCUGAGUUGGUUGAUGCAGAGGAGAGGCGAGAAGAAGCUUUAAAGAAUACCAUGAGACAUGUGUUUCACAAGUUUGACCAAGAGUAAGUCAUGAAUUCUACUGAAAUAUUGCAGUUUCCAUUAAAUGUUCGUAAUUGACUCGUUUUGUUCUGCCACUCUUUGUGAUUGGCUGAAUAAAUCUUGCGCCAUUUUUCAACCAGUCACGAGUAGGACCAAAACCAAUCAUGCCUUACUCAACUACUUUUCGCGCACUUUGCGUCAGUUUCGAGAUGGCCACAGUGAUUGUUUGAUGUGAAUUUCUGCUCGUAUUUUGAUUGGCCAGGGUUGUUACUUGGGUUUGACCUCACUAAAUUGAAAGCCGUUCUCUGUUGCAAAGUAGUGCAAUUCUAAUAGUCUUUUGUUAUCGCAAUAGCCUCUUACUUUGUUGCUCUCAAACUUGUCUACGCAUUCUUAAGGGUGUGACCGCAUGAUUCUUGUUUUGUGGUGUCUUAAUGAUAGGUAUAAGAUUUGGGACAAAGCAGUUCAGUGUCUGGCCGUAUUGGAUUCGCUGAUCAGCCUUGCUGCAUUCAGGUACACUACUAAUUUUGCCCCAGUUUACGACUAUUUCAUUUGACCUCUAUUACGUCCAUGCCUUAUAAACUUAACAGCUUUUCCGUCUAUGCAGUUCACUUCACAAGAGAACAAAGCUAUGUCCGCACGUGUCCUCCUAAGUUCAAACUUUGCGUUUUUGGCUCUUGUGCACACGUGAACUUGAACUGUGCAAAGUGAAAGGGAAAAUAUCGUUCUCGUUGUAUGUUUUCAUGUACAGACUCGCAUUGUCGAAGAAAUGAUCAUGUCUCAACGUGUAAAUGGAAUAAUCACCUCGAUACUAAUCCUGCCUUUUUUCUAGUUCUCAAGGAGAUGGUCCAAUGUGCAGACCAGAAGUCGUCCUUCCUGAUCAAACAUCUGAUGGAGAUUUUCAGGUAGGUAUUUGUUAAUGACAUGAAAAGGCUGUUACCGUAAAAUUCCGAAAAUAAGCCCCGGGGCUUAUAUUUUUCAAAGGCCCUUUUUGAGGGGCAUAUUUUUCGAGGGGUUAUAUUCGGAGGGGCUUAUGUACUGAAGGAAAUUUGGGUUUCAAAAUCGAUUGGGCUAGCCUUAUUUAAGGAAGGGAAUUUACUGUUUUUCCUUGUCUUUCUUUGUACUACAGGACCAUUCCCAAGUUCAACCCCCCCGGGAGGGGGCUUAUAUUCGGAGGGGCGAUUUAACGGAAGGUUUUUUUGCGUUACGAAUUUGGGGGGCUUAUAUUUGGAGGGGCUUAUUUUCGGAAUUUUACGGUAUGUUUUGAUAGUGACUAUAUUAUUUAAAAGCUACGAUGAAGUUGAAUAAUGAAGACCAGUGAUGAUGAGGUACAAUGAUCUCCUAACAGCUGUGACGUAUCAAGGAAGGGGGAUGAAAAACAUUUUGCUUUCAUUACUUGUCCUUGACGUUUACUCGCAGUUCAACUUAAGUAUAGUGAAAUAUUGCGUUCAUUUUGGAAUGUGUAUGAUAGGCUCGUUUAUCGUUUGCUUCAUGGUAUUGAUCGCGACGUUUCGACCUGCCCACUGGUGGUCAUCAUCAGGCGAUGGUCAAUUUACAGAGAGAGAUUACAGGGCUGCAAAUAGCGGCCGGUCAACGGACAAUGUCCGGUCAAAAAUAGAUUUUGUCCGGGCAAUUCCUUAGUUGGCCGGACAAUUUGUCCGGUCGUUUUCGCUGGUAAGGAAAAAAUUUAGAGUUUCAAGUUUUAAAUAUUUAAAGGUUCAGUAUUAUUGGCGUUUGUGAAAAAGGAGGGGAAAAGACGGAUACUUGACUACCAGACCAAGAACUUUUAAUGAAUGAUUCGUAGUAGUCAUAAAAUUUCCGCCAUUCACAAGAUGUGGUCCGAACAUGCGCGAAGCUCCCCUGCGCACGCUUGAAAAAACCUCUGGUACCCAGGGUAAUAUGUACCGGUCACGGGUGUGAAUUACUUUAUUAUUAGUCCGUGUGGGUUUUGUAAACAUGAGGUGAGAAGGACAACAAAACCUCUCAAUGUCCGUACAAGGGUCAUGGCACCCUUUGUCUUCAAAAUUUAAGUGUGAAAAUAACAAUAACAAGAAAGCAAGUUUACAUUCAUUUGUCUACUUGUCGACAUUUCCGUGUUAAUCACUUAAGCUAUAAAUACCGCGAUUAACUAAACAUUCUAUUUUCUAGGGAAGCAAACCUUUUUAGCAGUAAAUUCAGAUAUGACAACAUGUAAACUUUACCUGGCCUAAAUAGGUCUAAAUACGCGAUUCAUCUCAAACGAUUGACCGCGGAUUUCAUUGUGUUACGUGUUACGCAUGAUGCGUGGGUUGUUUAUAGAAAAUAUUUGAAAAAUUCUUCUCAAACUUGACUGAAGCAAAAAUGCGGUAAGUUUCACCGUUGACAGGGCGAAACACAAUGGAUUAGAAAGAAAUUGUAUUUGCGAUAACCCUUACAAAUGUUGUCAAUGUGGUAUGUAACGACUUCAGUUUAACAGGUAACAUGUGAACAUAGUCAUCAACGUCUUCAAAAACCCUUUCCAGUGCAUCCUGGUGUUCCCUUGUUACAUGUCCAAACUGCGUUUCCGCAAGAUGAUGUCCUCGGAUGUCUAAGAACUCUUCCAUUAUUGUAUUUUAAAAGUUCAAUCACGCAUCUUAGGGAAAUAGCUUCCCUGUUUCCGGUAACAUUUAAAAUCAACCAGAUUGCAAGCCUCAGUCAAUUUCAUCAACUUCAUAACUAACCGUAUAUAAGACGCAGAACUGAAGCAACGGUAGGACGCACUUUUGCUGUACCAUGCUUUCCACUUUUCCUGCAUUGAGAUCGAUGCCCAUGUAUAAUAAAUGCUUUGAAAAUUUACUUGUGUCAUAUUUAAAUUAACAUCAUGUGAAGGGAGGAGGGGGCACUUUUAUAGCAAGAAGACGUAAUCGAUGUUUGUCCGGCCAAAGAUGGGAUAUGUCCGAGCAAAAACAGGUUUGAUCGGACAAUUUGACCGGCGCCAGCCGGGAAAUUAUUUGCAGCCCUGGAUUAUUAGUAGCACCGUGGUUGCUUCUGAAUGGUGUAACACCAACCCUACUUAUGUUGACUCGAAACAUUUUUGUCACUGGUAGCGUAAGUAAUUGUUCCCUCAGUGAUCCUUUGUUUACUUUUCGGCCGCGGUGACUUCUGAUCAUGGACGGCCACGCUUUUUGGUUUUAUUUUCCACUAUCUGUAUUUGGAUAUUCUCUUUAACUCGGCAAGAGUACCAUUGAGUGUCUCGGUUAAUUAAUUAGCCUUUUGUGCCAAAGCGGUUAAUGCCUGGUCAUAUUUGCGUGUUCAGAAACGGCUGAACUCUGAGUUCUUGGAAACCGUCCUUGCUAUUUUCCUUAAUCCUUCGUGCGCUCAGAUUUCUUAAGUGCAAUGGGGCAACACCGAAGUAGUCAAUCUACGAGAGCAGAGGUCCAGCAACCUCAAAGAUGGACCCAAUAACAACUUGAGAAAGUUGAUGUGAGAAAUGCGUAUCUUAUUUGCCGAAAAAGGGUAGUUGCGGUUAGCGCGAUCACGAAAAGUGGCAAUACAAAAGAUGGAAAAAGAUGUGUAAGCUAGCUAGCAAUAGUUUCUUCAACACCAGGAAAAACCUCGAAAAGUGUUUUACAAGGCGUAACUAAGUCAGAUGAAUAGUAAACAACUGCUCUUCUAUAUCAAGUUGUUUUCAAUCAACAGCCUUUCUUGGAAAUUCGCGAUGGACGCCACCCCUGUAUUUCUCGCACGUUCAGUGGCGGUGAUUUCAUCCCAAAUGACACGGUUGUGGGAAUCAAAGACGUAAGUAUGGGCAUCUUGUCUACAAACAUUUUUAAGUUCCUGAUGAAAGGUAUCAAGUCCAAACUCAAGCGGACGUCACUAAGUCAUUCGUUAUCAUGCAUUGAAAAUAUUUCUCCGUUUUCGAUUGGCAUAAAUUUCACGGCACAACCAGCUAUCGUUGACCAUGUUUGGAAGAUGUUUGCCUUGAUUAUGCGAUAGAUUAAAUAGUAAAAUAUUACACUGAAAAUGGGGCGCAGUGGCUCAGCUUUUUCGGCAGUGCAGAGUAGGGGAGGAUAGCGGAAGACUUCACAGUUUAAGAUACGUGCAAACGGACGCAACAGCUCCAAGCAUUGUUGAGGCAACAAUGUUGGGAGUUGUUGCUUGUUUUUUUUUUGUUUGCACGUAGCUUAACAUUUGAUCGGUUUCAAACUUUGCGCAAGACCUCCCAACAACAAGUCACUAAGGGUGGAUUUCCACUGUCGCGUAGUUUUCCUCGCGUGCGCACGUAAAUUUUACGUGCGUUAAUAAAAUAGAGACAAUAGGCUGAUUUAGCAAAAGAACGGGAACGUGAAUUGACGACGGCGCGCGCAAAUCAAACAACUGGCCUGACCAAUGGCAGAGCCGCAAAUUGGGCACCGGAAGUCGUGUUUAGUCCUUUCCGCGCGCUUUUCUGUCGUCAACUGGCGUUCCCGUCCUGUUACUAAAUCAGCCUAAUGUAUGGAAGGUCACGCGUGUACGUAAAAGUUGAACCACGCUCGACUUUUACGUUUACGCGUGGCCUUUCAUACAUUUCCUCUAUUUCAUUUACGCACGUAAUAUUUACGUACGUUCGCACGGAAAAAUUCCGCGACAGUGGAAAUCAACCCUAACUCACCACUUUACAAACGAAAAGGAAACUUGGCCAAGUUAGCUUUUGCAAAGUAUUCUGGGAUGGUUACCGGAGACUCGCUGGUCAGCCAUUGGCCGACGUUUUUUCCUGGUCCCGAGUAACAGUCCCAGGAGUCUGUGCGAAAUUAAACUUGGUCCUGUUUUCUAUUCGUUUCUAAAGUAGCCGGUGGUUAAGACAUUUGAAAGCUGCAAAGUAGGUAUGAUAAUUACAUACUGAUAUUGCAUGAUUUAGAGCGUUGUGUGAAAAAGUUUUAGAUUCCUCUUAUGAUAAUGUUACAGCAAAAUAUAUUAUUUUCGUUACAAACGAAGUCAGUUUUUCCUUAUGUUUUUAGGAAAUUGACUGCGAUGAAGCAGCGGCAAACAGUGAAAGCACCUGCGUGUUAGUUACAGGUCCCAACAUGGGAGGAAAGUCAACUCUAAUGCGACAAGCGGGGUUGAUUGUCAUCAUGGCACAAAUGGUAAAGCAUUUCAUCUUAUUGUAGCUGUUACAAAAUAAUAGAACAAAACCAUUUUGAAAAGUCGUAUAGCGUAUGGUCUUUAAGGUUAAAACUUACGAAACAAACCCAGAUCGGCGAGUCAAUGACCCUGCGCGACUUUAAGUGAACUAAAAAGCAAAAUAGAGAGGCAUACACUCGAACACUAAUCCUAUGGAAUGGCUAGCAUCUCACGCUUGCGUACAAUCCAUGUGUGGUAGUGUUCAAAUGUGUUUCAAAUGUUUUGGUCAUAUUAAUGUUAUGAUUUUUAGAUAGACAAGACAAGAACUUUAUUUAUACUACACGCAUAAAAAGAGCCAUUAAAAACGACAAUACUACGUAUAUAAGGUACAAGCCACCUAGAAAAUAGGUGAAAAGCUAAUCUAGCUAGGAGACAUUAUAGAUCAAUUAAGAAUAUUAAAGAGGUUGGUUCAUGGAUGCACAAGUAUAAAGCAAUGUAAAAACUAACAAACAAUCAAAGAAAAGAAAAGAAAAAAACACAUGCACAGACUUGAAUCACACGAUAAAAUGACAAAUAUCAGGCACAAAUAGAUGAAGAAAUAAAGAAGGAGACUCUACAAAGCGAUUGAAGGGCAAAGAAAAUGAAAAACACGUUCACCAGGUCGAAACUAAAUCGGAGAUCAGAGAAACACGUCCGCCCCCGUGCACAACAACAACAACCAAUUUCUCUGGUCAACAAGGCCGUUGUAAUGUCCAUUAUCCUCCAUUGGGUCGCCAUUUUGGUUUGGUUACCCUCAAUCAAUCUUCACAGGGUAGUCUGUGCUAUCGAGCCGCAAGCUGAACACCCGCAAUGCUACUAUAUACGGUAGCCUCAAGGGCCUGGCAUAAAUGAGGUCUUUACAAAUGAAUUCUAGUUUUGUAAAUGAUAUGGUGUGUCUAACCCGAUUCCUUCCUGUUUUAACCGUGGCUAAAUUUGAUCCUUCCUUUAAUGUGCAUUGGCUAAAUUGGCUAAAUUUGAUCCUUCCUUUAAUCCUUCCUUCCUUCCUUCCUUCCUUCCUUCGUGCCUAAAUUUGAUCCUUCCUUUAAUGUGUAUUAACUGGGAAACAAUAGUGCGGUCUUAAAAAGUAGUAAAAUAUGAUGACUUUUGUUUGUAGGGUUGUUACGUUCCAGCUGAAAAAUGUCGCCUGACACCUGUGGAUCGCGUAUUCACCAGGCUUGGUGCUCACGACAGAAUCUUAUCAGGUAACUGAACACCGAAGUCCUCGAAAGUUUGUGAAUUUCUGUGGUGUCUUGUUCAAUGUUUAUGGAGUGCGUAAAUUGUGGAAACAGUUAGUUAAAGCCUUGCUUUUUUCCUUUUUCUUUUUUAGGUGAAAGUACAUUCUUUGUAGAGCUAAGCGAAACGUCCACAAUUCUUAGACACGCAACAAGACACUCCCUUGUUCUUGUGGAUGAACUGGGACGAGGAACCGCUACGUAUGACGGGACAGCUAUCGCAUGCGCAGUGGUCAGUGAACUGUCAAGGAACAUCAGAUGUAGGACACUCUUUUCCACUCAUUACCAUUCACUUGUGGAGGAAUUCUCCACUGAUGAUAAUGUUAGACUUGGUCAUAUGGUAAGAAAUUCUGAAAUUCGCUUAAUCAUUAAACCACAUGCUAGUGCUUUUGAUGUCAUAAAGUAGGAAAUACUAUUAUACUUUAUACUAAGUAAAUUUGCCGUGUUUGUAAGUUGUGACAUCAGACCUCUCUUUGAUAAAUGACCUGAAAAAGUAUAUUAUUUAACAGGUUAAAAACGUUCGCGGGGGGCGGGGGGAGGGGCAUGAACUUAUAAACGUUAUUAUUUUUCCAGGCCUGGGAGCUGAUGGGACAAGUUUGGAACAUAAAUAGCCAUAUAGAAUGUUUAUCGUUGUUUAUCGACGAGUUCUGACGUAGUUCGUAUAAAAUACCUACGAACAAUAAUUUGAAAACAUUUGCUUAACAUUAGGUACAGUGGAACCCCGUUAAUACGGUCACCAGUAGGCCAAAAAAAUUUGGCCUUAUUAACGGGUGACGGUAUUAAUGAGGUAGCCGUUAGCUAGGGUCUCACUGUACUAGGAAUUUAAAAAGGUUUUUGCAUUUAAUUCAAGGCUGUGUUAAACUAUGUUCUUGACUUUGUUCUAUUUGGGAAUAUCUAGCAAUAUAAUUUUGGUCUUUCCAGCUUACGAUUUUUCCCUUACAAUAUUUAUUUUUUUUUUUUCAGGCCUGCAUGGUGGAAAAUGAGAAUGAACAUGGUAAAGAAACGAUAACAUUCCUGUAUAAGUUCGUCAAGGGCGCAUGUCCCAAAAGUUAUGGUUUCAAUGCUGCUGGAUUGGCUGGCAUUCCUGAUGAGGUGAGUUGACAAUUCCUUACAUUUGUCAUCCAAUAUUUUCCUAAGAAAAUCGUACCGAGUGCAUUUGUUGAGUUUCUUUUUAUACGUUUCUAAGUAAAAGUAUUGCAUUCUUUCUGACCAAUCAUAGUGCGCCCAUUUAUUAAACAUGUUAUAAUAUUUUUUUUUUUUAGGUUACUUCGGUGGCUAUUAAGAAAGCCCGACAAUUUGAAGAAAGCGUGGAACGUGUUAAGUUGUUCAGGUAAAGGAUAACCCUUCAGCCUAACCGCACCAAAAGAAAGAACCUCUAAACAGGCCACUUCCAAGUUUCACCAAGCCUCUGUUUCAAAGCGAGGCUAAGAGCGAAACCAUUGAAAUGAAACUGACUGUUUAUUCUUAUGCAAAUAUAACUCAUUUUCGCCAGAAAGGUUUUGAAUUUAGCCUCGUUUUGAACGUGAGAGUUUGCCCACCUCCCCCCUCCCCUAAACUAAAAUUAACACUUACUUCUCAGUUACGGCAAAAUGUUGGCUUACGGGCGGAGUAGGUGGGCAGUUUCCCAGAAACCUUAAUUGAUCCACUGCUUUCAUCACUAGUCACAUCACUCUUGUCACUUACGUCUUUGGUUAGUAACUAGGACGAGUGGGAGUUUUGUGCACAAAAUAGCCUUGAAAUUCCAACUCAUUCUCGCACUAGAUCUCGUACUCGCAGUCAAAUCCAGAGGUCGAAAACUACUGGGAUUCCAUUACUGGGAUUAACGUGCACUUAUUUAUGUCCAGGAUUGAACACAGUCGCAAUUUUUUUUUCUCAAUUUUCGCAAAAUAAGAUUUAAAGGAAACGUCUGUCAGAAAUGUAUAAAAUAAUUAGCAAAUAUAGCAAGAAUAACAAAUUCAACAAGGAUUGCAAGCUGUAGCAAACAUUCAGCAAAUGUUUGUCGCAAUUUUAGCUACAAGGUAUUCUUGCUUUUUUUGUGAUAUUUGUUACUAAGUGUUUUUGGAUGACAAGAAAAUUUUUUGUUACUUCUGUGAUUUUUGCGAAAUUUUCGGCCUUCUCGAGGCCCUUCUCUGCCUUUUGCCUUUAUAAGCCUAGGAUUUUGUUCAAUUUGGUAUUCUUGCUAUUUUUGCGAUAUUUGCAAGGUGUCUCACAAAAUUUUCUUGUGAAUCAGUUUUUUUUUAUUUUUGCUAAAAUUGCGAAAACAAAAUUGGCUGAGAGAAUCUGAUAAAAGAUCAAAGAUUUCUCCCUUAGGUGAUUAUUUUUGUAAUUCUCAUAACAUUUUUUUCGUGUGUAUUUGUAUUGAAAGGAGAAAGUUGAUGUUGGUCACUCUUUACAAGGAACUUAUGAGUAAAUAAAUUAAGGAGAAAUUUAAUACGCUGAUAACCGUUCAUGUCUAUAUUUUUCUUUCAGAACGCUUCUUUCAAAAUCAACCACCUUGACUGAAGAUGUUAUGACUUUACAGCAAAAGCUCACUUGUCAGUAGACCGUGUUUUUCCAAGAAAACCAGUCUUAGGGUUGCAGUGUUUUAAAAAUGAUGUCGGUUCAAACCGAUUAACGUUAGAGCUAAAAACAGAGAAAUCAUCGUGGACAUUCCAGUGUUACUGUUUCAAUAUGUCUUUUGGAGGGCAAAAAAAUUAAAGAGUUAAUCUAUUUUCAAACUUUUCUUUUUUUAUUGACUAGAAAGUAAGUUUAUGAUUAGAUACAUAGGAAAUCAUUUGAAAAAAGGAAGCGUGGCUUUAACAGUUCCUUUUCACAUGACGUCACGGCAGCCAUGUUGGUAUUCCAAAACAAUGCAACCGCGGGCAUUUUGGUGUUCCAAACCAAUCCUAUGGGAGUUGAACUCUUUUCUAAUGCAAACGCUUUCUCUGGCCAUGUGGUUGAAAACGCUCUGUUGGCUCAAAAUGAACCGUGAAAUGCGUUGUUAACGACAAGGGUUAUUAAAAUCUACGUAAUUUGCUACAGCGCGUGACAAAAUCCCAUGCGGAUACUUUCCACUCUGCAGUUCUCCUAGGCCUCCACUGCUUAAAAAUAACAACCGCGCGGGGGAAGAUGAAAAGAGUAAAGCCGGACACUUGCCACAUGCUUCGAUUCACGUUAACCGUAGAUUGCAGUAGCAAUGACCAAUUGCCUGUUUAAAGCCCCCGUCCAGUUUUCUGCCCUUCCGAAGCUCGAAAAAAGAUGCCAUUGGUGCAACUGGUUAAAUGACCUUGUUUAUUUUCCGUUCAAAUAUCUCUCCUUUUCUUAUUGGAGGAAAUCCCCCGGGUAAUUCUUCAUAGCCAGGUAGCGUUGACCAAAUUUGGAUGGUGUUUGCGAUAUCUUGUAAAAUUACGUCAAUAGGCGCCAGGAAAGGGGACGAGAACCGAUAAACUCUGUCGACACUUAAGGUUGCGUUUGCUCAGUUGUUUCGGUAGAGCUGGAGAAAAUGGCGGAAAAUCUGACAUAUUUUGCGAAGAAGAAAUCGCCCAACUAAUACCUAAAAACACGAACAGCAAAAAUAGAACUUGACGAAUGACAACUGCUGUUUGAAGGAUGCUGGUUCAUGUCCUGGAUUUGCCGUGGAACAGAUAAAUGAAUCGGUCGGGGUAAGCAUGUUUAGAAGACUUAUUUGGAAUAAAUAUAUGAUAAAACAAUUAUUGCGUUCGGCCUUUGUAUGAUCUGAAGAAUUGUGCGGAUCAAAGAUAUUGGGUCUCAGCGGAUCCUCCUCGAUCUUCACGAUUCUUCAGAUCACACUUGGGCCCUGUUUACAUGGAGGUAGGGGACCCCAGAUAGGUGAGGUAAAUUAUGGCGGGUCACCCCACCUAUGAUGUAAACGUGAUGAAAUUAAAAUGAGAGAUUAUAUGGACAAACGGGUUACCCCACCUAAGCUGGUUACCUCACCUACCUGGGGUCCCCCACCUCCAUGUAAACAGGCCCUUAGCUUCCUCCAAUAAUCGGUAAGUAUUAUUAUUGAACCAACAAUCGAAUGAGGUGUAAAUAUUGGCCUAUUUUGGGGUUGCGUGUGAUGUGUCGAAUUGCACUGUGGCGUUCUUUUGGAAAAGCAGUGGCUUUUCUCACUCUUGCUAUUACAGUGUUGCGUGGACAGUGGCUCCGAAUUCGUUCCCUAAUACGGUGCCAUUCAAUACAACACCAACAUAGUCUGUAACGCUAUCUCCAAGUGGCCAUCCAGUUACAUAUUACAAGAAAUUUCUCGUCGAGACCAGUUCAAAAAACACCUGGCUAUCAUUGGCGAGAAAAAAGCAGUUGGCACUCUUUUUCAACAUAUGUCAAAAAUACUAAUUAAUGAAUAAUGCACAGUCAGAGCCGGUUGUUUUUAUCUAAGGUAUCCAUUAACAGAACAGCAGUCUACCGGGGUCUAGAUCAUUUUUUAUUUAUUUCACUCUUACUUUAUUACCAUUAGAGUGUGGAAUUUUCAAUAGACCUUGUCACGGUUUUCGACGCCAUCUUGACAAGUGGGCAAACGCGUGGGAAAUUACAGUGUUUGUAUGAGAAUCUAAUGUCGAAUAAUUUCCGUAGAACGGCUGUUCUGAAAAAAUGUGAUUUUUAAACUAAAGCUUCACUCCUAAGGAUUCUCCUGAAAACAUUUGAGGGCGUUACAUGCACUAGAAGACCUAGAACCACUUUUUAAAAUUUUCUAUACAUUUGACCGUAAGAAAGUCCUGGGAAAAUUACAGACAAAUAUAUGGAAAAUCUAUAUCAAGCCUCUGGAGAAAUUCAAGCACAGGUACGCCCCCAAAAUUUUUAGGACAAUCCUUUGCUUUGUAGCUUUAGUUUAUAAUUGAUAUUUUUUUUCAGAACAACCGUUUUACGGAAAUUAUUCGACAUUAGAUUCUCAUACGAACACUGUAAUUUCUCACACGUUUGCCUACUCGUCAAGAUGGCGUCGAAAACCGUGACAAGGUCUAUUCGGUGUUAUGGGCACGCUCGCAAUUAAAAUUUCAAGUUCAUUGUUUUGCCACAAUGCAAAACAUGAAGUACUUGAAUAUUAAAAAGCUAAUGGCUAGGAAGCCUAAGGGAAACCACCAGGCUUAUAGGUAAAAGGCUCUCACAAUAACUUAACGGAAUAUUAAUAGAAGUAAACAAUUCAGGUCAACAUACAGGGACACCCAACGACUGUUUUAUGUAAAAUAUCUGUUCGGAUGUUGCCUAGAAUUUUCUUGUGCUUGAGCACGGCAAACGUUCCCUUCAUGCACAAUUUUCGAAGCUUAUCUAAUAAAUUCCCUACGAAUUUCUGAAGUUUAAUUUUUCUAUUUUACUACCCAGGUUACACUAUUUUUUUCAUAGAAAAGGAAACCUUAAAUUUUCAGAUUCUAAAAUGUGAUGGAGAGAGGGAUCAGAAAAAUUCUCACUUUCGUGAAACGUUAAAUUGCACCUAAAAUUUUCCGGAAAAUAAUACUGAAGCCCUUGUAAAUUUCGAAAAGACUUAGGUUCCCCUAGGAUGACUGAACAGAUAAAAAUUUUGUAGCGCCGCUUAGAAUGCAUAAUUAAAGUACUUUUGAUAGCCUCAAUAGUGUUUUUCAACGUAUGUUGGAGGAAACCAUCAUUAGGUGCCCCUGAAUAUAUUAGGUAUAAGUGUUAGGCACAGUUAGGCUAAAAACUAUCCCCUGGCUAAAAAUUGCUAAGCAAAAAGGGUAAAAAUGAAGAGGAGAGGCAAAGAAAAACUGUUUUUGAUAAAAGGACUGCUUUCAGUUUACAGGAAAAGGGGGCAUACAAAUUGAUUAACGAACACUGUUCAUUCAGAGCUGGCAUUAUUCCACCACGGUAUCUAUUAACCGAAAAGUAGUCUACCUGGGUCUAGAACGUUAUUUACUUAACUCGUACGUUUUUGCAAUCAAUUAAACACUUUUUUCGUUAACAAUUUCCAAUUCGUUGUGGUGGGAACGGGCUGAUUUGUUUCAAGAGCAUUUUUUUUUGCACGUAGUUUCAAAGUUCAAACAUAGAUUGCCGGAGGGUUUUCUUGGCGUCUUUUAUACUUAUAGCAUGAAAAUACAACAUAUAAAUGCCUGAGGGGUUAAUAAAAACGCCAGUCUCAAAUCCGGAGUGAAAAGGAAAAAGAAUUAACGUUAUUUCUAAAUUUGCUAAAAAUGUACCCUAACUAGUUUGACCCUCAGAUAGUUUACAUCAAGCGCUGUUCUUGAAAAUCGAAUACGCGACAACCGGUUAUUAAAUCAUUCCAAUUAUUAAACAAAUGCGGGAGAGCGUUAACUUUGUUUCAUAUAUAUUGUUAAUUGCUCAUAAACGUCAUUUGCAAGACAAAACAGUAUACUGAAGCACAUAUUGCUGUGGCGGAUCGGAAUACGGUCAUCAGUCAGUAGUUUCAACAUGUUUUCUAGGUUCUGUGAGUCUAGACUACAUGAAUUGGAGGAACUUGUUGAACGUCAAGAAAAGUUCAUGAAAAUUUUCUGUGUUUUAAACCUGGUGUUUUCGCUGAUGGCAGUAAUUGGAAAUUUCCUGCUUAUCCGUGCCCUAUGGGAAGCGUCAUCGAUAACCACCAACAUCAAAAAGCUCUUCUUGAGCCUCGCCUUUUCAGAUCUGGCUGUGGGUUUGUUUUCGCAACUCUGCUUUGGUGUUUUAAUCGCGAUAAUGUUGAACUCGACAUCGACGGAGGAAAUUCCAUUCUGCCCAACAGUCUUAAAUGCAAGUUAUUUCUUAAUUUUUGCUUCCUUUCCGCGUCUUUUCUGA